GCUAGGUGGUGGUAAGUAGCACAUUUUCCCCUUUGUGAAAAAAGAGGAAGAAACACGUUAAGCUAGUUUUGCUUGUUCAUCCACCUCGGAAAGCUCUUCUCAAAAGGACACAAUUGGAUCAAGUAACUCUGGUGCUUCCAGUGAUGAGCGACAGUGAGAAAUGAUGGACCCUGAAGUAUCUGUGCUGCUGCACUGUGCACACUGGCGUGGUCUGCUUGAGUAUCAAGUACAAGUGGAACUUUCUGAAAGGUUUAACAGGCAGACAGAUGUGGCUCUGGAGCGUCACAUAGAUGAGUUGUGGACCAAGCGGGUGUCCAAGGAGCCGUGGCUUUUCAACGGGGCCAAAUUCAGGUUGCAUUCUUUCUGCUUGGCACCUCUACAAAAUCUGCCUUCCACUCCUUCAUCACGUAGCACCAUUUUGCACCAUACAGAGGACCCUGACAAUCAAAGAUGGGAGGAUUUGGGUGACAUAAGAAACAGGUGUAUAAAUCAGCCAGAAAAUACUGAGGGUGCCUCCCCUCAUGACUGCAGAGAGUUAAAUGGCAUUGCAGAUGAACCUUCUCUGCACUCUGGACCAAUCCUCACUCUGAGACUAGGCCUCACAUGCUACAAGGACUACUUGGGAACAAAUUGGUCAGGUGGGGUGGCAGAGCUCCGACAGCGCGGUGAAGCCAAGUUCAGAGAUCCUCUGGCUCUGCUGGCUCAGCCUCUGGGUGUGGGCGCCGUGCUGUGCACCAGUGAUGGUCAGGUGGUGAUGAUCAGAAGGAGCCAAAGGGUGGCAGAGGCAGGAGGGCUCCUGGAUAUCCCUGGAGGCCACCCAGAGCCAAAGGCUGUGUGUGAGCGUCUGGGUCAGAUCUUGUGUGCGCAGAUCAGUGUGGCCACAAUGGAGACAGAGCCAGAGGCCAUCGUCUCAGAGCUUUUCUUCUCUGUGUGUGCUGAGAUCAGAGAUGAGGUGAAUAUUCCUCUGAGCUCCCUGGGACCGCCCAUCCUGAUGGGCAUUGCUCUGAAUCACACCAGUGCUGGAAGACCGAGUGCUGAGUUUUAUGUCAGUUGCUGUUUGAGUUCUGAUGAAGUGAGAAAGUUGUACUCGAAAGGAGGAGUGGAGGCCAGUGAAUCCACAGAGGUCAUCUUUGUCAGCAGAACGGAGGUUUUGCAGCUGGACAAAAGCAGCCCUCUGUGGUCAGAGUUGUGUCCAUCAGCUAAAGGAGCUGUGCUGCUUUAUCAGACAGUGAAACCCGAUGUAGCGUCAGACCGGAGUGGACAGGGCGAUGCCGAGCUCACACCAACAUAGGUGCACAAAGGGACAGGUUGAUCAAAGUUUGGGGAUUUAUUUACAAAUUACUCAUAAUUCAAUGCUGUAUAAAUUAUCAUUGGUACACUGUACAGUAAUAACAAGUACAAACUUAUUAAAAUAUUUUGGAUA
Molecule: messenger RNA, 1423 nt
Organism: Archocentrus centrarchus (flier cichlid)
Lineage: Eukaryota; Metazoa; Chordata; Actinopteri; Cichliformes; Cichlidae
Gene: nudt22
Product: nudix (nucleoside diphosphate linked moiety X)-type motif 22
Exons: 7
Coding region: 161-1291 (376 amino acids)
Molecular function (GO): GDP-mannose hydrolase activity
Source: RefSeq, a predicted model, not a curated record